ACAGCUUCCGCGCACAUUAAUACGGAUAUCCGGGCUGCAUGUUGUGUGUAUGAGCCGGAGAGAGGUCAUUGCUCAUAUGGCAGGCUGAUGGUUAUUGUAUAAUCAGUCACAUGGACUCGGCACCGGGAAACCUCAGCAGGCGGCGCCAGGAGCAGCGGAAUGUGCAGAACCUCUCUCCCCCGACUGAAGAGGAGCUAAAGGCAGCAAGGGAAUGUUUGGUAAAGAACUUUUGGUACAGAUGUGUCCCCUUCACGGUGAUCAGCGUUGUGGCUACAAAGGCCCUCCUCGCUAAAGGAAUCAUUACAUCAUCUUCAAGAUUCGGCGCCCGCUCAAAACUUCUAUUUGGCGGGAUUUUUGGAUACAUAGCUGGAAAUAUUUCAUCCAUGAAAGCCUGCAGAGAACAACUCAUGAAAGUCCGGAGUUACCCGCUGGAUGAGCAGGGUCACCAGGGAGACAGACGUCAGACACAAUUUCCGUCUGACGCCCCAUCCUCGUAUCCAAGCCAGAGUUUGACUCCACUGUCUGAAUCCCCAAAAAUCCCAAAAUACUCCCCUAGCGAGUAUGAUACCAGUGCUGCAACUGUGCCAUUCAGCUCAUCCAUGAGUGAAUCCUUACCCACUGGAAUUGUGUAUAAUACAGGACGAGAUGCUGAGCCUGUUCCAGAGGAAAGAUCUAAGCAGAAAAUAAUGACUUAUGAUGAGCUGAGAAGCAGCAACAGAGACCCCUACCACACGGCUGGCCUGCCUACCCAGAAGACACCACAGAGGGCGCCUGCUGAAGACAAAGGGACUUGGAAGAAAGACAAGAAGAACAAAUAUGGUGAUGUAUGGGAAGAAUGAAACAAUUGCGUUUGCUGUACAAAAUUUCUACCCCCUUGUGAAACGCAAAUCUGAGUGCAUAGAGUCCAUAUGUUGAUAGUUAAUAAAUCUGAUUAUAAAACAAA
Messenger RNA from Pseudophryne corroboree (corroboree frog), 943 nucleotides. Its product is annotated as OCIA domain-containing protein 1-like. The transcript has 8 exons. Lineage: Eukaryota; Metazoa; Chordata; Amphibia; Anura; Myobatrachidae. Bases 111 to 839 code for a protein of 242 amino acids. The record is from RefSeq and is a predicted model, not a curated record. Gene Ontology annotation, cellular component: endosome.